Pyrus x bretschneideri (Chinese white pear) is the source of this 612-nucleotide messenger RNA. RefSeq lists its product as uncharacterized. The coding region runs from base 1 to 612 and encodes 203 amino acids. Lineage: Eukaryota; Viridiplantae; Streptophyta; Magnoliopsida; Rosales; Rosaceae. The transcript has a single exon. The record is from RefSeq and is a predicted model, not a curated record.
AUGAUAGACACUUUGGCUAAAGUCUUUGGUCUCAAAGAUAUGGGUAAAUUGGCUUACUUUUUGGGACUUCAAGUAGAAUAUAAGUCCAAUGGUGAUAUAUUUGUUAAUCAUGCUGAGUAUGUGAAGGAUUUUAUACAUAAGGCUGGGAUGGAUGACAGCAAGCCUUGUUCAAAACCUUGUAAACCUAACAACCAAGUUCUUAACACUGAGGGUAUUCUUCUUCUUGAUCCAACACAAUAUCAAAGUUUGGUUAGAGCAUUGCAAUAUCUAACCUUCACUAGGCCAGAUAUUGCAUUUGCUGUCAACACUGUUUGUAAGUACAUGAAUUCACCCACAUAUGUCCAUUUUGGCAUGGUAAAACGCAUUCUGCAGUUUUUGCAAAGGACUCUCAAUUGUGGUCUCACACAUGCAUCAGGAACUUCAAUGACAAUGAAUGUUUUCAGUGACUCAAAUUGGGCUGCUGAUUUGAACACGAGACGGUCAAUUGCAGGAUAUGUGGUUUAUUUGGGGACAAUCCUAUCUCUUGGCAAUCCAAGAAGCGAGCUUCUGUUUCAAGGAGCUACUGAGGCAGAGUAUCAAGCUCUUGCUCAUACAGUUGCUGAUAUAGCAUAG